Messenger RNA from Xenopus tropicalis (tropical clawed frog), 4637 nucleotides. It is a transcript of the gene gucy2f, whose product is annotated as guanylate cyclase 2F, retinal. The transcript has 20 exons. The record is from RefSeq and is a predicted model, not a curated record. The coding region runs from base 699 to 4037 and encodes 1112 amino acids. Gene Ontology annotation, biological process: cGMP biosynthetic process; cyclic nucleotide biosynthetic process; intracellular signal transduction. Gene Ontology annotation, molecular function: magnesium ion binding; ATP binding; protein kinase activity. Lineage: Eukaryota; Metazoa; Chordata; Amphibia; Anura; Pipidae.
UAGAAUGAUAUGCAUGAUUCAGAUACGUUUAGCAAUAGCAAAUAAAAACAUUUAAAUGUAGGCAUUGCCAUCUUAGUCCAUUAGAUUGUAUAGCAUUGCAGUCACUUUAAGCAGCAUUUGGAAUCUCAGGCUGCAUGUUAUUUAAUAGUGAGAGCAUUGAAGAACACUUUAUUUAAUAGUGAGAGCCUUGAAGAACACUUUAUUUAAUAGCGAGAGCAGUGAAGCUGAUCCAACCACAGGUCAUAUAUAGGUCGUUAGUGAGUCCUAAUUGGCUAGAUCAGUUUAACGGAUUUAAAGCGUCAUUGUCCAGUAAAUCUUAAUCUGGUCCUUCGGUGGACAUGCAGAACAGUGAUUUGGAAGGUUUAUGACACGUCUCCAUUAUGUACACCAACUCCUUUCAGUUGAACGCAAGAGAGCCAGGGGACCGUUGGCAGAAAAUGUAAAGGCCGUUCUAUGCCACUGACCUGGAAGCAUUACUGCUGCUAAUAUCAUGGGGACUGGGCCUCUUGCGGUUAUUGAGAUUGAUGUUCACAGGCUGGAAUGAUUGAAGUGAAAUCUUGCAAAGUCUGCCAAGAGACAGAGAUUCAGCACGUACAAGGGACUAAACUGACAAUGCUGUCUUAAUCAUCUUUACACCUCUAUAGACUGAAGCUUGAGGUACAUCUUUAUCAGCUGGCUCUGUUACCCGCAAGAGUGCAAUGCCAAAGGAGCAUUGGCCUUUUUAUAGCUUUGGAUUAAAAUGCACAAGCUAUCCAAAAUGGACUGAAAGCGAUUAUCUCCUAUUUUCAACUUUUCCAUCUAAAAUAAUCCUUCUUGGGUCGCUUUUGGCAAUCCUGUGCUUUCCACAGUUUGUACACUGUAUUCCAUACAAAGUGGGAGUUGUUGGACCUUGGUCUUGUGACCCCUUGUUUUCCAAAGCACUUCCAAACGUUGCUGCCAAGUUAGCCAUUGAACGUAUCAAUAAGGAUGCGUCCUUAGAUCUUGGACUCUCUUUUAAUUAUGUGAUACUUGAAGAAGAUUGCCAAACUUCCAAGGCCCUUUCAACCUUCCUUACAUACUCUGGAGUUGCUUCAGGUUUCAUUGGCCCUUCCAAUCCAGGAUACUGUGAUGCAGCUACACUGCUAGGAAAGAACUGGAACAAGGCUGUGUUUUCCUGGGCAUGCAUUAACUAUGAGUUGGACAAUGUUAAGAGUUACCCAACCUUUGCUAGGACUCUCCCUUCCCCCACCCGAGUACUUUUUAAUGUGAUGAAAUAUUUCCAGUGGGCACAUGUUGGAGUCAUUUCAUCUAAUGAAGAUAUCUGGAGGGACACUGGCAGAAAGGUAGCUAAUGCCCUCCGGAGCAAUGGUUUACCAGUGGGAAUUGUUGUCUCCAUGGGAGAUGACAUUAGGAGCACCCAGCAAGCUCUGGAGAAGGUUCGCAAAAUUGACAACAUACGCAUGAUUAUUAUGUGCAUGCAUUCUGUCCUAAUUGGGGGACAGGCACAACAGCGGCUUCUGGAAGUGGCCCAUGACUUGAAAAUGACAGAUGGCACUUAUGUGUUUGUUCCUUAUGACACACUCUACUAUAGUUUACCAUAUCAUAAGACCACAUAUGAUAUGCUGAAGAACAGCCCAAAUCUCACAGCUGCCUAUGAUUCUGUGCUUACAAUCACAGUGGAGUCUGAAGGCAAAACCUUCUAUGAAGCAUUCCAAGAAGCACAGGAGAGCGGGGAGAUGAAUGCUAACAUAAAACCAAGUCAGGUGUCACCAUUAUUUGGAACCAUAUACAAUGCAAUAUAUUUCACUGCUUAUGCCAUGAACAGCAGCAGAAGGCAGGGGACAUGGGUGUCUGGUUCCAGCUUGGUUAAGCAUUCAAAAAACAUGCAGUUUUAUGGAUUUAACCAAUGGAUUAAAACAGAUAUGAGCGGCAAUGGCUUCACAGACUAUGUAAUCCUGGAUGCUGACAUGAAGACAAAUGAGCUACACCGCACCUAUGUAGUGGAUAUGGAAACUGAUAUGGUCCGAUACAUGGGGAGGCCAAUUCACUUUCCAAAUGGGGUCUCACCAAAGACAGACUCCUACUGCUGGUUUUCUGAUGGAAAAAUCUGCACAGGCGGUAUUGAACCUGCCUUUGCACUAAUGGUCUUUCUCUGCAUUGUCGUUGCCAUCAUCUCUUUAAAUGGACUUGCUUAUGUUAUAAGGCGCCGUAUAAAUAAAAUUAAGCUAGUUAGAGGACCAAACAAAAUUCUCUUGACUCUGGAAGAUGUUACCUUUAUUAAUCCACAACUCAGUGUUAAGAAACUGAGCAACGAUGGGAGUCGUACUAGUGACAGUGGCCCGGUAUUAACAGAUACCAGGAGUAUGAAAUCUCCAAUGAGGUCAGGUUCAACUCAAAGCCUUAUACCUGCUACCUAUGAGAAUUCCAAUGUAGCAAUAUAUGAGGGUGACUGGGUUUGGAUGAAAAAAUUUCCUUCUGGAGAUUUUGGAGAACUUAAGCCAGGAACAAGCGAUGUGUUUGAAACGAUGAAAGACAUGCGCCAUGAGAACGUCAACCCAUUUCUGGGGUUCUUUCAUGACUGUGGAGUUUUUGCCAUCGUCACAGAGUUUUGUUCAAGGGGCAGCUUGGAAGAUUUACUAAGAAACCAAGAUGUGAAACUAGACUGGAUGUUCAAAUCUUCCUUACUGCUGGAUCUUAUCAAGGGAAUGAAGUAUCUGCACCACAGAAAGUUUGUCCAUGGGAGACUUAAAUCUCGGAACUGUGUGGUAGAUGGACGUUUUGUCUUAAAAGUCACUGACUAUGGUUAUAAUGAAGUGCUGGAGGCCCAAAGGAUUCCUCAUGAAGAACCAACUGCAUAUGAGCUACUGUGGACAGCACCAGAAUUGCUUAGGGACCCACUUUCAGCAGUGCAUGGCUCUUUCUCUGGAGAUGUGUAUAGCUUCUCUGUUAUCAUGCAGGAAGUGGUGGUGCGUGGCCCCCCAUUUUGUACAGUGGAAGAUACUGCAGAGGAAAUCAUCCAGAAGGUAAAGAAGCCACCGCCCUUGUGCCGUCCCAUGGUGUCCCCAGAUCAUGCUCCAAUGGAGUGCAUCAUACUAAUGAAGAAGUGUUGGAAUGAAGUGCCAGACAGGCGACCCUCCUUUGAUGAAAUAUUUGAUCAGUUUAAGAACAUCAAUAAAGGAAGAAAGACAAACAUCAUUGAUUCCAUGCUGCGCAUGUUGGAACAAUAUUCAAGCAACUUGGAAGAUUUGAUCAGAGAGAGAACAGAGGAACUAGAGAUAGAAAAACAGAAAACAGAGAAACUCCUAACACAAAUGUUACCUCCAUCAGUGGCUGAAGCUCUAAAGAUGGGCUGCACAGUGGAACCAGAGGGCUUUGAUGAAGUUACUUUGUAUUUCAGUGAUAUAGUUGGCUUUACCAGCAUAUCAGCUAUGAGUGAACCAAUUGAGGUGGUGGACCUUCUCAAUGACUUGUAUACACUGUUUGAUGCUGUUAUAGGAAAUCAUGAUGUAUAUAAGGUAGAAACUAUAGGUGAUGCCUACAUGGUUGCUUCAGGCCUACCAAAGAGAAAUGGAAAUAGACAUGCAGCAGAGAUUGCAAACAUGUCUCUUGAUAUUCUCAGUUCAGUUGGGUCUUUCAAAAUGCGACACAUGCCUGAUGUUCCUGUAAGGAUACGAAUUGGCCUCCAUUCAGGGCCUGCAGUUGCAGGAGUAGUGGGUCUGACCAUGCCAAGGUACUGCCUGUUUGGGGAUACAGUAAAUACUGCAUCUCGUAUGGAAUCCACUGGGUUACCCUAUCGAAUCCAUGUCAAUCAAAGUACUGUUAAAACACUUAGGUCUUUAAAUGAAGGCUACCUUUUGGAAUUACGAGGACGGACUGAGCUAAAGGGUAAAGGUAUUGAAGAGACUUUCUGGCUGGUUGGAAAAGAAGGUUUUACAAAACCGUUACCUGUCCCACCAGUGAUCAAGUCAGGGCAGAUGGGUCAUGGUUUGCUGCAGGAUGAGAUAACAGCUUUCAAAAGAAGAAAAGCAGAAAAGCAGCUUGCAAGGAAGAAUAACUGAGGGAUGAAGUGGCCUUCCGAGAUCUAAAGCAACUUCUGAAGACGGCAGUGAAGCGAAUAUCACAGGUCCGACACAUCACUUCUCUAAUGGCACCUGAAACAGAAAGUGAGUAAAAUGCAACUGCAGAUGGUGACCUUAAUCUUCUGGAUUAACUCAAGUCUGAUGCAGUUAAGAAGGACAUCUUUCUGGAGGUCAUCCCUAACAAGAUUUACAUAUUACACCAGAUAAACCAACCCCGGAUGGAUCAUUACUAUGCAAAAAAAAAAAAACCUUGUAUUUUCCAAUCCUCAAAAACUGUGAACUUUGCAAGUAUUUAAAUUGGUACCACGUGGACUUCUUUUCAAUUGGUCGGGAACAUCAAUGCAUUAACCCUGAAUAAAGGGGAAAGCCUGCAACCUAUUGCUGUGCAGUGCAAUGCAGGCCACUUCGGCUGGUAAGAGGAGUUAUACCAGGGUGUCUAUGGAAAAUGAUGGAUUUAUACAAAUGCAACAAUGUUUCAUAUAUUCAGAGCAGCUAUUUUUAUGACAAUAUAUUUUGUUAGGAUGGAUACAAUCAAACUUCAAGGAAUUAUUCCUAGAUAAAUAAAUUUUAGGGAACAAA